UUCACUCCCCAGUCCCCACACCUCCAAAGCCCAACCACUCUUCUCCGAUCGAUUCGAGGCCGCCGCGCCUCCGCCAACCGUACCGCUACCGAACAGGAGAGAGGAUGCCGCGCCGGGAGGUGUCGCUGCCCGACGCCUUCAAUCUCGUCCUCGGCAAAGAUCGGGACAACUGGCCUCCCGCAGCGGGCCUCCUCGUGGCCGCCUACUACGGCGACAUCCGCCGCCUCAAGGGGCGUCCUGAAAUAGCCAAAUUCUUGCUUUCUAAAGGAGUUCGUGUUGAUGUGGAAUCAAGUGUCUUGACCCCACUGAUUAUUGCUACCUUUAGAGGAUAUCUAGUAUCGUGAAGAUUUUAUUGGAGCACGGUGCAGAUCCCAACGAGCUUUGAUUGAUAAAGUUACACCAUUAAGCAUGGCAUUAAAACACUCUUAUGUGUCUUGUUUGAAACUUUUGGUUCAAGCUGGAGCUAAUGUGAAUGGUUUUGGAUCUAUCUUAUAAUCCCUUGGCAAGAGCUGCAGAGAAAGGUUUGACUGAAGCUAUCAAGUGCUUGUUGGAAGCUGGUGCAAAUCCAAACGUUCCUGACACAGUGAGAUUUGCUUCUUGUUACAUGCAUCACUAUAGUGAUUUGCUUGAUUUUAUAUCUUCCAUAGCGUAAUCUAAUACACAUAUGCAAUGCUGGUAACACAAAAUAUGAUGCCAUACAAGAAUGUUCUUAUGACAGUACAAGGUCUGUGUGGGAAGUAAACAAUAAGAUGUGGUCGGACUGCUUUGCUUGCUUACUUAUUUUCUGCAUAAGCUUAUUACUGUUUUGGCAAGUCUUAUGUUUUAGUUAUGUUAGGAAUACAUAUGGUUGCAACAUAAUAGGCUUCCUUGACCUGCUAUGACAGGAGUGAAUUAAUAAUCUUUGCGUUGGUCUGUGUAUGGAAUGGACUUAGAAGUGAUUGCGUUCUGGAUCUAUAAGUAGUUAAGUACUUUGUUAGCGUUUACUUUGAUUGUGUUCAGGAUUUAGUGUUCUUGCUGCUGGAGCAAUGUUCUUCAAAGAUUAAUAGUUUUUAGGCGCUUACUCUGAUUUUGUUCACUUCAGGAUUUAGUGUAGCUACUGCUGGAGCAUAGUCCGUCAAGAAUUAAUAAUAUUUAGUUGGAGAAUGCUCAAUUUGCUAUUCUUUUUAUUUUAAAAUUUUCUAUACUUCAUCAAUAUGUUUGUUUGCUCAACAUUUUGGUAGGCUGCCAAUAGAAUUGGCUGCUGAGUAUGGUACAUGGGAAGAUGUUGAACUUCUAUUCCCUGUCACUUCCAAAAUUCCAACAGUGGCAGAUUGGAGUGUUAAUGGAGUAAUUAGUAAUGUACACAUGGAAGUCACACAACUAGAGGAUGACGAAAUUGUCAAUAAGAAAAAGUCCGAGCUGAAACGACAAGGAGCUGAUGCGUUUAGCAAGGAGGAUUAUCUAAACGCGUCAGUAUUCUACACACAGGCCCUGAAGGUUGAUCAGUUCGACGCAACACUGUUCUCAAACAGGAGCCUUUGCUGGCUUCGCCUGGGUGAUGGAAAGAAGGCUUUGCUCGAUGCUAUAGAGUGCAAACAUCUGCGUCCGAAUUGGGGAAAAGCCUACUACCGGCAAGGAGCUGCCCUGAUGUCUCUGGAGGAUUACAGCAGUGCUUAUGAUGCGUUCUCUCAUGGCUUGGAGUUGGACCCAGAAAGCGAAGAGAUGGAGAAAAUGCUUUGGGAGGCGAUGGACCUGAAGUAGUAGUUGAUGUCUUGGAUCGUAAGAAGAUGACUUGAGAACUGGAAUCUCUUCAAUUUUGGUGUCGUAGAAUUGACACGAACACUCGGAUGGUUGCCUACUUUUGCAUUGACCUAAGUUUGCUAGUCCUGAAACGAUGCUGCCUCUUUUUUUCUGUCGUGUGUAAUUCACGGAGGGUAGCGGCAGUUUAGAGACCACCGCAGGCUGCUAACUAUCUUUGAUAUGAUCGUGGUAGCCGCAGCUACAACGCUUCUGACGCCCUGUUAACUGAAACGAUGUGUUCACCGAGAUGCCUUUGCCGACAUGCUUGGUCC
Zea mays is the source of this 2051-nucleotide messenger RNA. RefSeq names its product heat shock protein sti1 homolog. Gene Ontology annotation, molecular function: protein binding. The record is from RefSeq and is a predicted model, not a curated record. NCBI's taxonomy places the organism in Eukaryota, Viridiplantae, Streptophyta, Magnoliopsida, Poales, Poaceae. The transcript is spliced from 9 exons. Bases 1345 to 1740 code for a protein of 131 amino acids.